CAUCCAUUUUUUGAGAGAGAGAAAGAGAGAGAGAAUGGAGAGAGACAUAGAGAUGAAGUUAUCAUCAAAGUUUAAGAGAGUUUGUGUGUUUUGUGGUAGUAGUCCUGGUAAUAAGACUAGUUAUAAAGAUGCUGCUAUUGAACUUGGAAGAGAAUUGGUUUCAAGAAAUAUUGAUUUAGUUUAUGGAGGAGGCAGCAUUGGUUUGAUGGGGUUGAUUUCUCAAGCGGUGUACGAUGGUGGUCGACAUGUAAUCGGAGUGAUUCCCAAAACACUUAUGCCAAGAGAGCUUACUGGAGAAACAGUGGGAGAAGUGAAAGCAGUAGCUGACAUGCAUCAAAGGAAAGCUGAAAUGGCUAGAAAUUCUGAUGCUUUUAUUGCUUUACCUGGUGGCUAUGGUACACUUGAGGAGCUUCUUGAGGUGAUAACAUGGGCUCAACUUGGCAUACAUGAUAAACCAGUGGGAUUGCUAAAUGUUGAUGGAUACUACAAUUCCUUUUUGUCUUUCAUUGACAAAGCUGUGGAGGAAGGAUUCAUUAGCCCCACAGCUCGUCAUAUAAUUGUAUCUGCCCCAACACCAAAAGAACUUGUCAAAAACAUGGAGGAAUAUUUCCCACAGCAUGAAAGAGUUGCCUCAAAGCUAACAUGGGAAAGUGAUCAGCUAGAUUAGAUGGAGUGGAGAACAAUUGUUAGUCAGAAUGUGAGACAAUUCAUGGGACUGAUGAUAUAGUAGAAGAUCAUAAUUUCAUGGAGCCGGGGUUUUUGUGUGCUCUUAUAUUUCCUUGUUAGUGUAAAACUAAAGAUUUGGAAUCUAGCUAUCCAUGCUAACUACUAUAUGCUCAAUGUCAAUUCUGUUUGUUUUUUCA
This is a messenger RNA of Vicia villosa (hairy vetch), 863 nucleotides long. RefSeq names its product cytokinin riboside 5'-monophosphate phosphoribohydrolase LOG1. Gene Ontology annotation, molecular function: hydrolase activity, hydrolyzing N-glycosyl compounds. The transcript is spliced from 7 exons. The coding region runs from base 35 to 667 and encodes 210 amino acids. Gene Ontology annotation, cellular component: cytosol; nucleus. NCBI's taxonomy places the organism in Eukaryota, Viridiplantae, Streptophyta, Magnoliopsida, Fabales, Fabaceae. The record is from RefSeq and is a predicted model, not a curated record. Gene Ontology annotation, biological process: cytokinin biosynthetic process.